CAGCAUGGUCACACUGUUUGGCAGUGUGUGUUAUUAUUUGCUGUUAUUGUGAUAAGAGCUAUUUCAUUAUUAUUUCAAAUAUUACUAUGCCAGUGCAACAAGUAGACCGAAAUAAUUAACAGCAAGAUGCAAAAGCAAGAGGAAGUCACAACGCGCCUCAAACGGAUACUCGAUCUAUUCCUGCGUGACAACUUUUCCACAACCAACAAUGUUUACUUUGAAAAGCUCAUAUCACAUCUGCAGGCCAAGGAGAACGCUGCUGUGUUGCAGUCGGCUUUCAUUAUUGAAUGGGUGGACAAGUGCCUGACAUUGAUUACAGAUGAUUACCACAAGGUGCAUCCUAAGAUAAUAUCGUUUUUAUUGAAUCUAAUCAGUCAUAUGGCGUCCAAUGAAUGGACCAUAAUACGAAUGCGCGAGCUUGACAUUAUGCACAGAGUUAUACAUUUCCUGCAAGCCCAGGAUCGUAAUUUCAGUCCAUCAAUCAAAUUGAGCGGCAUACGCGUUAUGAAGACCGUGACCACCUAUAGCAUGGGUCUGGCCUUUCUGCGUCUGCAACGCACUUGGACGCUGCUCAUUCAGUACAGUAACAAUGAUCAUACAUUGUAUGUGGUGCGUGAAGCGCGCCAAUUGCUUUACGAGAUGCUCUACAAAUUUUGUGAAAAGCUGCAUGAUCAAGCUGUCACAUUAGAAAUACUUGGUGAAAUAAUGAAGCCAAUACAUGAGAACGUUUAUAUAACUGAGCAUAUAAGCGAUGAACCCAUUAUGGAAACUGAUCGCAUUCAUGUAAGCGUCGACGACAAUGAGCUACUCCAUAAACUGUCCUCAACACUGGAAUUGCUCUCCUACAUAUUGCAGCAGACACUGGUGAGCGAGGAGCGCAUACAGAUUGUUGCGCUGCUGCGUGAUCAUCAUAAUCUGGAGAUAACUAUUUGGAAACUCAUUGAGAUGACACAUAAUCCGUACUUUGCCAAAAAAAUACUGAAUACGCUUUGCAGCUAUUACUUUGCCAUAUUGGUGCAUGAAAAGCUGCUGAAUCCGGAGUGCACCGAUCCACCGGAACAAUUUACCGAAUUUGGCGUAUCUUUCUUUAAUCUCAUUAAGUUUUGCAUACAGCGCCGCGAUGGCUUUAAUCUCGUUAACAUGGCCGAAUUGAAUCAUAUAUUGUGGAAAAAACUGGGCCCACGUGCGCCCAAGGAAAUUCUCAUUGAGGGUGAACGCGUGCUCUUUGAAAAUCAAUUGAUUUGUUUUCACAUAAUGCCGUUGCUAUUUUUUAUGAAGUAUGCGCGACAAAUGUCCGACGAAUCCAAGAGUGAACUGUUCGAUUCAUAUACUAUGAAGCUAUUGGAAAUGUGCUGCGAGCAAACAUUUCGCUUGUGCUACGCUGUACGCGAUGCGUUCAUCACGCCCGAUGGUUCUGCCAGUGGCAAUUUAUUUAAACCAGAGCUGACCAGAAAAUGUGUUUACAGCAUACUCUCAUUGGAAAAUAUUAUGGAUCGGGAGCAGGCUAUAACUGUUUGCCAGGCUCUGCUCUAUGCACUGCGUGAAGUGGUUGCCCACAAUGAUGCUAGCAAAACAAUGGAGGCUGAAGAUUGCCAUGAAAGCAGCAGCUCAAACAACUUCUUUAACAAAAAUCCACUUGGCCCAGAGGUUGCUAUACAAGAUCCGAAUGUUUUGCAUUCCAUUUUAGUCGCUCUGCGCAUCUUAAUUGAACGCUUUAAAAUCACUUGGAAGGAAUCAGUGGAGACCAUUGGUCUAGUCAAUUGCUUAGCUUUUGUUUUGGAGAACUGCAACAUGGAUGCGCCUUGUACAGUGCAGGCCAUAAAACUAGUUCAGUUGUCUGUUGAGCAUUUUCUAUCACCGAAUAUGGCACUACUGGUGGAUAAUUUGCAGGGUUCCGCAUUAGUUUGCCUGGGACCUAUAAUUGUAAAGCGCAUGCAUGAUACAACGUGGGAGGUGCGCGAUUCUACAUUAGAACUAACCACAUCUAUUGCCUGCAUUUCACGCAUUAAAUUUCCCGCUUUUCGACAGUUGUUAAUCGAUGCUAAGCUGCCAUCUAUUGUCUUUGAAAUGGCCAAGCAUGAUGCAGAGCUUUAUGUGCGAGCCUCCGCCUACAAAUGUCUGGCUAAAAUGGUGUCUAUUAAUGCUCUCUGGGAGGUUGGGCUUAGUCAAUUGGAUUUAGUGGAUCAUCUGUUGUAUGUACUGUAUCGUGAGACUGAGGACAUUGUGCGCGCCGAGGCCAUAAUAACGCUUGGAAAAAUCUACGAACAUCGCAAGAUACCCAGUCAGUACAAGAAUACGCUUUUCUCAACCAUAAACUAUUGCGUGGUCAGUGAUCAUCAUUGGGAGGUGAAAGCGAAUGCGCUUUGCUUUUGGCGCUUGGAAUUUAAGCGUCAGUUCAACAAUCAGGGCAUGAUCGAUGGCAGUUUUCCCACCGUUACCUUUUCGAAAGAGCAUAAGAAAAUUGUUACACUAACGGAGCGUGAGAUUAGACUGCGCAUAGCAAAAGUAUUUGCCGAGGUGCAGCAGUAUGGCUAUUUCGGCGUUGUGCUCAAGUGUCUGAACGAGGAGUAUGCCAUAGAGGUGCUGAAAAUUAUUGUAAGUGGCAUGAAAGUGCUCAACGAGAAGCUGGGCAGUUAUGAUUUUGAAGUUAUACUAAAUGAUAUUGAUGCGCUUGCAACGCCAGCGAAUAAUGCGAGCAGCAGCGUAUUUAAUGCGCCAGAGGAAGUAGCACCAAGUGCUCAAGCUGUGGAGGAGCAACCAAUUGCUGCGGAUCAGGCAGAUGAUAUAAUUGAAUCUAUAUUGAACUCGCAAGACUCACAGCUGCUGGAAAAAGCAUUCGAGUCACAAAUGCAAAUCAAUGAUCAUGAAACAGAGCAGCGACAUAUCGAUGAGUUCUAUUACAAACAAUUUGCUGUUACUGUGCGUCAUUGGCAUAAGGAGCUGGAGAAAUUUGACCUGGAUGCCUUGGUUAAACAACAGGAGGAUUGGUUCGAUCAUGGUGAUAAUUUGGUUUGCCUGCUGGAUGACAUUUUAAAUGCCAUCAAACGUGAUGAUGAAAAUAUGGUAUCCGAUUGUUAUUGAAGGCAAUUCAUGCUCUAAACAAAAAUCUUUGGAAUAAAUAAUA
Messenger RNA from Drosophila busckii, 3124 nucleotides. RefSeq lists its product as uncharacterized. The transcript is spliced from 6 exons. Gene Ontology annotation, cellular component: nucleus. Bases 127 to 3081 code for a protein of 984 amino acids. Lineage: Eukaryota; Metazoa; Arthropoda; Insecta; Diptera; Drosophilidae. Gene Ontology annotation, biological process: positive regulation of protein phosphorylation; cell population proliferation; DNA damage response. The record is from RefSeq and is a predicted model, not a curated record.